Amoebophrya sp. A120 is the source of this 573-nucleotide messenger RNA. Lineage: Eukaryota; Dinophyceae; Syndiniales; Amoebophryaceae. The record is from the annotation of a GenBank genome assembly.
CGACCACUAUAAAAACCUUCUCUUUCGUUUCGUCGCCUCAUGUAAGAUUUCAGAAAAAGUAAUCUAAAUCUCGUUUCUACUGCCGCAAGACCUUUUUCAUUUUGUAGAAAAAGUUCCAGAAAAAUGAACUACUUCUUCUUUAUUUCUCCUUCCUGUUCUCCUCCAGACACGGCGAGAACAGGAGUUUUGUACCUUUCAGAACUAAUCCAGAAAAAUGAAGUUUUCCAUGCUGUUUCGCACUUCGUUAUCGUUUCUUUGUACUUUUGGCAUUGCACUCUUCACAUGAGGUUCUCGGUCUUCUACAUGACUUUGCACUCAGGCACUUUCUCCAAUCUGUCAUGCUCUUUUGUACAAAACUCUCUAGGUUCGAUGUCUUCUAGCAAAAAAAUAUCGUCGUGUACAAUUUCAAAAAAAACUCUAUCUCCGUGUACAGUUUACACCUUCGUCUGUCGGCAUCUCUUCCCGCUAAGGAAGCUAGUUUCGUGGUCACCGUUUCGAGGUCAACUGUUUUUAUCUUGUGGUGAUAGGUUUCACCAUCUCGUGGUCAAUUUUUCGAGGACAAAAAAAAACUAG